Nycticebus coucang (slow loris) is the source of this 2951-nucleotide messenger RNA. RefSeq names its product BTG anti-proliferation factor 2 (gene BTG2). Gene Ontology annotation, cellular component: nucleus; cytoplasm. The transcript has 2 exons. Gene Ontology annotation, biological process: negative regulation of mitotic cell cycle; negative regulation of cell population proliferation. The record is from RefSeq and is a predicted model, not a curated record. Bases 119 to 595 code for a protein of 158 amino acids. NCBI's taxonomy places the organism in Eukaryota, Metazoa, Chordata, Mammalia, Primates, Lorisidae.
CCGGGGAAAGUCCGGGCAGAGCCCGAGCGGCGGCCAGAUAGGCAAAGGCUUGAAGAGCUGCACAUCCCACUAGAGACCUGUCCCUGCUCCCCGCCGCCACCGCUCCCGGAGCCACGACAUGAACCACACGAAAGGAACUGACAUGCUCCCAGAGAUCGCCGCCGCCGUGGGCUUCCUCUCCAGCCUCCUGAGAACUCGGGGCUGUGUGAGCGAGCAGAGACUUAAGGUUUUCAGCGGGGCGCUCCAGGAAGCACUAACAGAGCAUUACAAACACCACUGGUUUCCUGAAAAGCCAUCCAAAGGGUCUGGCUACCGCUGCAUCCGCAUCAACCACAAGAUGGAUCCCAUCAUCAGCAAGGUGGCCAGCCAGAUCGGACUCAGCCAGCCCCAGCUGCACCGGCUGCUGCCCAGCGAGCUGACCCUGUGGGUGGACCCCUAUGAGGUGUCCUACCGCAUUGGGGAGGAUGGCUCCAUCUGUGUCUUGUAUGAGGAGACCCCAGUGGCUGCCUCCUAUGGGCUCCUCACCUGCAAGAACCAAAUGCUGCUGGGCCGGAGCAGCCCCUCAAAGAACUACGUGAUGGCAGUCUCCAGUUAGAGCUCCUGCUGCCCCCACCCUGGCUCUCUACUGUACUCAUCCUGCUGUGACAACAGACCACCACAUACCUCAACCUGGGGAACUAUUUUUAAAUGAAGAGCUAUUUAUAUAUAUAUUAUUAUUUUUUAAGAAAAGAGGAGGAAAAAAAACCAAAAGAUUUUUUUUUUAAGAAAAACAUCCUUAAAGGGAGCUGUUUGGAAGUGGCCUCCCCAGGUGCCUUUGGAGAGGACUGUUGUGCGCUUGAGUCUGUGAGCUGGUGUCUGCCUAUGGGGGGCGGGGGGGGGGGGGCAGAGAGGGGUAGGCCUAGCCAAGGUGAGGUGAGAAGCUUGGCUGGCACCCCAGGAAGAUGUGAGAGGGAGCAAGCUAGGUUAGCAACUGUGAAUGAGAGAGGUCAGCUCUGCCCUGGGGGGAGAAGAGAGACUGAGUUUAAACCCCUCUUUCUCCCUACUUAGGACACCUGGCAUCCCUGGUUCCUCUCUUACUCAGGGGCAUUCAAUCCUGGACUUAAAUAAUACUUUGUUACCUAAUCUUCUCUUUUAUUUUUCUAAUAAGAUCCAGGUCAGAGAGUGACAAGACCUCUCCUAAUUCCUUCUGUCCUAAGCAGCUUUUCCUGAAAUCAUGACAUGUUUCUAAUGCUACCCUCUGGGGCCUGUAGGUGUUGCUUCCCAGCCAGGAAUCUAAGCUGUUUUUUUUUUUUUUUUUUUUGAAGGGGGUGAUGUAAGGAAGGGGUUGGAGGUUAUUGGGGUGGGAACUGAAGGAAAUCACAAAAAAACUUUGCUUUGCUAUGUGCUGCUUUGCGUGUAUGUGUGGCAAAUAAUUUGGGGGUGAUUUGCAAUGGAAUUUUGGGACCCAAAGAGUAUCCACUGGGGAUGUUUUUUGGCCAAAACUCUUCUUUUUGGAACCAUGUGAAAGUCUCUAUGCUGCUGCAUUAUCCCUUUGAAAGGUGGCUCAAAAGCUACGGGGAACUCCAGGUCCUUUAUUACUGCCUUCUUUUCAAAAGCACAACACUCCCCUCUAAUCUCCUCUCCUUUUCCCAUCUGAUUGGGUCAUGAAGCUAUUUUCUAGGUAGUUCUCAGUCACUGUGCAAUAUGCCCCCUGGAUUCCAUGGGGGUCUGGAGGAGAACUGACUCCCAGAACCUCCUGGUGUCCUGGUGGGCUUAGGGAACCAUCUCUCCUGCUCUCCUGGGGAUUAUGGCUGGCUGAUUGGCCUUGCAGGUAUUCCUUGACUGAAUGGGAGAGUGAUUGGCCUUGCAGGUAUUCCUUGACUGAAUGGGAGAGUGAAUGCCCCAAGUUCUGUAAGACUACUUGGUAUUCUUAUAGGGCUGACACUAAAAGCCAAACUUUGGGUGCUGUUUUUUUCUCCUUGGUGCUCAGAGCACCAGUGGGAGAGGUUGCUGUUUCUAUACAAUCCAAAUUUGUCUGUAGACUUGUGCAAUAUUUACUAUUGUGGGUUGGAGAAAAAUGGAAGCCUACACUGGGAAGAAAACCGCUUCCUUCAGUUCUUCAGUGACAUUGGUAGUGGUCCUCAGAAGGCCUCAAGUUUCCCAAACUGAAUCACCUUAAGAAGGACAGAGCUAGAGCAUCUGGUCAACCUGGCCUCCCUCCUGCUGUUGCCCCUUAAUGAGGAGUCUUUCCCCUCACCCACUUCCUCUGCACCCAAGUUCCCCUUCCCACAGCCAGUACCCUUUCUAUAAUUUCUUAAUUACUCAAUUUUGAUUCAAAGGUGCUAUUUACCAAACACUCUCCUUACCUAUUCCCCGCCCCCCCUUUUCUGCCUCCUUUUCAACUUUCCAGAUUUCAUGCUGACUUCCCAGACCCUGCUCCCAGCCUUUACAAUUAACGAUUAAGAUUAAUGUUGGGGCGGCGCCUGUGGCUCAACGGGUAGGGUGCUGGUCCCAUAUGCCGGAGGUGGCGGGUUCAAGCCCAGCCCCGGCCAAAAAUAAAAAAAAUAAAUAAAUAAAAAAAAAAAAGAUUAAUGUUGGGCCCACAGACCCAAGAGCUAAUGUUCUGGCCUGUGAGUUGAAACAAAGCUGUGAAUCACUGCAGGCUGUGUUCUUGCAUCUGGUCUGCAAACAGGUCCCUGCAUUUUUAGAAGUAGCGUCAUGGUCUCAUGCUUAAUCUUUUCUCUCUUCUCUUUUUGAUGUUCACUUUAAAAACAACUCCCGACCCCCAGAGCUGGACUGUUGAGCAGGCCUGUCUCUCCUAUUAAGUAAAAAUAAAUAAUAGUACGUUUGUAAGCUAUUCUGACAGAAAAGGAAAAGGUUACUAAUUGUAUAAUAGCGUUUUUAUAUGGAAGAAUGUACAGCUUAUGGACAAAUGUAUACCUUUUUUUGUUACUUUAAUAAAAAUGUAGCAG